AUGGACGACGACUACGACUAUUAUAAUUUCUGCUAUAAUGAAUCAACAGAUAAUGUGUGUAUGGACAUAGAAAAACUGAAACCGCCCGCUGAUAGAUCGUCAGUGUCGCGGCAGUCUGAUAGUUUUAACUCAUUUCUACAAACUGCCAUCUCCGCGAUACUUGCCUUCAUAUUCUCAUUGCGAAUUAUUUUGCGAUCUACUCUGAAGAAGAUCACAAAUCACGCAAGCGAUCAGGAGCCCUGCAGCAGUUCUAGCAGUAGCAGCGAUUCGAGUAGCGAGCCGAUCGAUAUUGAGGCAAGUCUCUUGAUUAAUCAAAUCGAGGAAAUGGAAGAGAAAAAUGCCCAGCAUUCACAAGGAAUGCCAUCAGUUCUAUCUCUUCUGCAAACCGAUGAAAUGCCGUCAUCGUGCUCCGAUGAAGAACCUUCGACGUCAGGAACCAUUCCACUUCCAUCCCUGCUUCAAUCCAACAUGAGUGCCCUGCCAAAUUUCCUUCACACAAUCAAUGAGGAAGAAUCGGAUGAAGUAAGAUCUUUGACCGGCAGUAGUUUAGCAUCCCCACGUACUGUUGUUGAUCGCCGAUUAUCCAAUAUAUCGCUUCUCAGUCCAAUUCUCAACGACGACGAUCAGAGCUCAUCGUACUCCGAUCAUUCAGAAGCUGCAAGAGACGUCCCACCGCACGAAGAACAAAGGACGCUGCGAAUUGUUGAAGUCACGCAUUCAUCGCAAUCGGAAGACGACAAACUUGAUCUGCUCAAAGAAUUGGCAAAAAUAGGAACAAAGCAAAACCAGUUACUUGUGACUGAGCUUAUUGAUCAGGUCGACAUUCUGAAACCCUCUAAAGCGAUCGUUAUUCAGAUGCAGCCAUCUACCGAUCAAUCCGAGCCAGUUGUGGAGCAAACGAAAAUUGACGAGGUUCCUGAAGUGCCAUUAACAUCUGCAGUUUUAGCGAUUCCUGAAGAAAUUGAAGAGCCUGACUAUGCGCAGGUGCCAGUGGAAACUGAUGAGGAAAAUGAGGAAGAAACAUCGAAGAAUGAUACGGUCAUUGAAGUGAAGAAGAUGGAGGCUGAUGAGCCGGAACUUGCUGAAAUUGGAGAGCCGCAGAAGGCUGAGGUGGUCACUAUUCCUCCAACGAGUGAUGCUGAAGAUCAAAAGCUCGCUGACGCUGAUAGAGAUCAAGAGGAGGAAUUGGUGUUCAAUGAGGAGAGACGAAAAACAGUCACAUUAGGCGACGACAAUUCUUCGCUACGGUCUGCUUCAAUAACCCUUGAUCCGAAUCGGGAAGAGGUUGAUCUCAACGAGUCAUUUGCUUCGAAUCCAACAGACGAAAGCGCUUUCAUGCAAAGAACCAAGGACGAAAUGGAAGCGUCCGGCCGUCCAAAAUCUCCACUCGAUCUUCCACCGCCGCCAUCUUCUGUUGUGCACCCGGCCGGACCGCCACCACCGCCACCUCCGCCACUUCCAUCACGACCGCCUGUUGAAGAGACAACUACCACUUAUACCACAAAGUCGUGGACAUCAACAACGGAAUCUCACGAAACGCCGAAGAUUCCACUUUCAAAUUUGAGUCCAGCCCAACCACCACCGAGCAUUUUGUCUUCUAAAACUAUUGGAUCGGGAUAUCCAUACUAUUCAUCAGGAAUGAGUGUCCCAAAUGAAGCCCCACCUCCGCCGCCGCCACCAGCCCCAGUAGUGUCGUCGCAGAAUCAAGUGAAUACGACGACGACGACGACGACAUCUUCGACGUAUCAGCCGUAUCAAUCUGGAGGAGCAUCUAGCAAGUCAAUCAGCUCGUCUCGCGAAGACCUACUCUCGGAACACGCCACGUCGCGAUCAACCGUCCGUGAGAUUCCCGUUCAACGGGCACCAUCAACGGCACCAUCGCAUGCUACAAGCAUCCUUGACUAUCGAAUCAUGCCGACUACUACAACAACCUACCAUCACGUUGAAACGCCAACAGACGAAUAUUAUCGACGUGAAGUGAUGACACGAACAAUUAUCACGCGAAGCACUGAAGCUUUAUCUCAGGCUCCGCUCGUAAGACCAACAUCACCUUUGGAUAGAUACAUUCCGUAUACUACAACAACUACCAGUGGUGAUGGUAGAACUAGAGAAGAAAGAACUGUAGACUAUAAGGUUACUUAUCAUCGUGAUAUUGAGGAAGAGGAAAGACGCAUUCGCGAAGAUCAAGCUCGUCGUCGUCAGGAAGAGCAGGAACGUCGCGCUCGCGAGGAAGAGAAUCGUAGAGCUUGGGAGCAACGUGAGCGCGAAGAGCUCCAGCGGCUACGCGAGCAGCAGACAAUGGCUGAGCGCGCAUUUGAAAGAAGUGUUGCUGAAAGAGAGCGCGCUGAAAAAGAGCGCAUUGAAAGAGACCGUAUUGAGCGCCAGAAAGCUGAAAUGAUUCGACGCGCUGAAUGGGAACGUCGUGAAAAGGAGAGAAUUGACGCCGAGGAAGCUGAAUUGGCUAGAAGACGCGCUUUGGAAAAAGAGAAGAUCGAACGAGAGAAGGCUGAAGAAGAAAGAAGAACUCUUGAGCGACUCCAACGCGAAAAAGAACGAUUGGAAAGGGAAAGAGCUGAAGCCGAGCGGUUGGAAAGAGAAAGAAUCGAACGCGAGCGCAUCGAAUUGGAAAGGAUUGAACGCGAAAGAAUUGAAAUCGAAAGAGUAGAGAAGAUCAAGCGGGAACGUUUGGAACGCGAACGACGUGAACGUGAGAAGGAACGUGAAGAGGAGGAACGCCUGCGACGUGAACGCGAAGAAUUGGAGCGUAUUGAGCGCGAACGUCGUGAGCUUGAGAUUCGCGAACGACAGGAGCUUGAGAAUCAACGGCGGGAAGCUGAGGAUCGCGAGCGUCAGCGUCUUGAAGACGAAGCUUGCGAGAUGCGUCGCCGAGAAGAAGAACGUCGCGAAGCUGAACUUCUGGCCGAUGUUCACAGAAAAGCCGAAGAGCGCGAGCGUCUUAGACGGCGUCAAGAGCGAGAGGAAGCCGAACGAUUGGAACGAAUUCGUUUGGAGCAACAGAGAAUUGAUAUGGAACGAGCUGAUGCGGAGAGAAGAGAGCGCGAAAGAAGAGAAGAAGAACGUAGGGAGCUGGAACUCUUUGAAGCUGCUAGAAGAAAGAAGGAAGCUCGUGAACGUGAAAGACUUGAGGAGCUUGAACGUGAGCGGCAGCGUAAUGAGGAAGAACGAAAAGAGCGCGAACGACGUGAGCAGGAACGACGGUUGGCUGCGGAACGUGAACGCCAGCGAAGACAAGAAGAAGAGGAAGAGAUCGCUAGGCUCAAUGAGAUUCAAAGAGCUGCUGCGAUGCGUCAAGCACAAAGAGAAGCUGAACUUCAGAGGCAACGUGAGCGCGAUGAGCUUGACCGUAAAGCGCGUCAACUAUCGGAGCUCGAACAGCGUGAGAAGGAGCGCCGCGAGCGGGAGCGUCUCGCCGAAGAGGCGCAACUCGCCGAGCUACGCGAAAAGGAGCGUCGUAAUCAAGAGAUUCGUGAGCGCGAACGCCGCGAGGCCGCUGAACGCGAGAACAAUCGAAGACUUGAGGAUCGUCGAUCGCGCGAUAAACUUGAUUAUAUUGCUCGCGAGCGAUCCGAAAAGGAAAAGUUUGAAGCGGAGAAACGGCGACUUCUCGCAGAGAAAGAGGCUAUGAACAAGAAGAAGCACCAUCUUCUGAGCCAUGAAACUCUAGCGAAGCUGACUCAACCGUUGUAUUACACUACCAGAGAACCAGAAGUAACGACCAAGGUCGAGAGACAGGUUAUUGAGCGUAUCGAUCGCAAUCUCUGGGUGGAAGAUGUUCCAUUGGGAUCCAGUGCACAAAACGCAAUCUCCUAUUUGGAUAAUGACGAGAACAAUAGAGAUAGAAUGUACAAUCCGAACGAUUUGACUAGAAAUGGAUCUAGCAGAAGCCGCUAUCAUCGCGCCAAAAUGGACAAGGCUCGCCGCGACUUCUACUCGACUGGACAGGAUUCGACAGAUCCACUUUCUGACCGUUUCCGCAAAUCCAAUGACGAUCUCACAUCUCGCUCGCGUCUUGAUUAUCGUGGACCGCUUCUUCAGAAAUUCCACGAAUCAGAAUUCCGCACCACCACUUAUAAUGACACUGAUGGUCUGCCAUAUCGACGAAUGGGACCAAGUCCCUAUGAACAGCCAUUCGCCAAACUUCUCGAAGAGACUGAAAGAAAGUAUGCGUUGUACAACAGCCGUGCCAGCAAUCCAGGACUUUACUCGCGCUCAAGAACUUAUAGCUCCCAAUUUAUGGAUACUAAGGAUAGGAAUACUGAAACUAACAAUAGAGCUGAAUCUGUGGUAGCGUAUGACAGAGAAGCCCGUCGCGAAUCUCCAUCAGAUGCUGCUCACAUUAGAAGCCGCAGCGCUGAUUAUUUAAUGGACAGAAAAAUUCGCGAGGAGACUGAGGUUCCAGAGAAUCAGUUGCAGAAGACUAGAGGAGAUUCCUCCCCAAGAGAGUCCCGAAUCUCAGAAUACGAGAUGAGAUUCCGCAAGUCGACUGAGAAGCUCACCGUGCCGGAUUGGUACCGUGAACAUCUACCGCAAUCGGGAACUACCAAUACCAGUUCAUAUCGGUAUUCGGAGACACAGAAAACUCAGCAACACCAACCGGUUGCGGUGACAACCACCACCACAACGACCUCGACACCAAUCACACCAGGUGGCGUCGAUUUCCCACGCGGAAUGUUUGAUCGCUAUCGCGAUGAAAUCGAAGACCUCCGACGAUCACGAUCAUCGCUCCAUCAAGUUGGACAAGAAGCUGCUCGACAGGUUGGAUCAGCAUUGAGUAUUUCCGGAAAUGACCCGCAUCGAUCAGCUACGGGUUAUACCGUUUCGGAAGUGCCGAAUGCGUGGAACAUGCAAACCAGUCGCACUUCACGCGUUGUUGAGGUCGCCGACACUUUUGUCGGGACUUCAUCACAUGAAUACGGAAAUAUUUCAACGAGAUACGGAGGAAGAGUGACCGUUGAAGAAGUGUUGGAUUCCAUCUUCCAGAAAGCGCCCCCAGUAGAUCCAAGAAGUCGGCAGACCGAUAAGAGUUAUCCUCAAGCCGACGAGGUUUACCAAGGAAAUCUGGAUGGUCCAAGCAUUUAUACCAACAAUUACAACGUUAUGAGACAAGUGAUCAAGCAGCCAGAUAGAGCUGAACAUCUUCUAGAGAACGAGGAGCUUUAUGUGCGCUGCGCUGAGUGUCACAGAACACGCGAAUUGUCCGCAGCACGCCUUCAAUUUGUUUCAUGUAAACAUUGCUACACCUAUUAUUGUUCAAGAGAAUGCAGGCUCAACAAUUGGAAGCAUCAUUCGGGACGCUGCUCAUUUGCUCGAAUCAACACAUUGUGCAAAGACGUGAUUAUGAAGGUUCGCGAGGAUGAAGAAGCGCAAGCAUUUAUGUCGAAAGUCGCUCGCGAUGGAUUUGCAAGCGGCGGACGUGGCAGUGUGAAUAUUCGGCUAGCGUCGCCGCAAAUCGCGCAAGCGUAUGUGAGCAAUGGAUGGCGAGCGUUGUCCGGAAUUCCGCUUAAUCAAUUGCUUUAUUAUUACACCGUUGCUGCGCUGGUGCAGGAGAAAAAGGAGCCGUCAUUGAUAGCGUUGUGUCGUCGCUAUGAGCCGAGAGAGAAAUUCAUUCUCUCCGUGUCCAUUAUUGCUGAUAUCGAACACUGUCCGGAAACUCCGCCUCCAGAGACACGCGAACUCUUCGGAUCAGCACCGUUCUCUUCGCCGCGUGCUCGUUAUGAAGCUAUCUCAAAUACGCCAUAUUUCUCUGAUGUAGCUCACAAUGUUUAA
Molecule: messenger RNA, 5787 nt
Organism: Caenorhabditis bovis
Lineage: Eukaryota; Metazoa; Nematoda; Chromadorea; Rhabditida; Rhabditidae
Source: the annotation of a GenBank genome assembly